Molecule: messenger RNA, 2384 nt
Organism: Carassius carassius (crucian carp)
Lineage: Eukaryota; Metazoa; Chordata; Actinopteri; Cypriniformes; Cyprinidae
Product: GDNF family receptor alpha-4-like
Exons: 8
Coding region: 192-1484 (430 amino acids)
Biological process (GO): nervous system development
Cellular component (GO): external side of plasma membrane; signaling receptor complex
Molecular function (GO): signaling receptor activity
Source: RefSeq, a predicted model, not a curated record
CUCUCCCUGACGUCCUGAUUGACAGUUUGACACUGCUCUGUGUGUUCAGCGGACGUUCAUCUCAUUUUUGACCAGUUUAUAACACGCUGAAUUGAUAUGUGCAGGACGGCAUUUCUCUGUCGGUAACCUCAGAAUAUAACAGAGACAGUUUCGAGUCAUUUCGAGCCAGUUCUCUUGAGAAGCGCGCAGAAAUGGAUCUUAUGGGACUCUACCUGCUUCAUCUCAGCUUGGCCGCUCUGCAGGUAUUGCUUUCUGCGGGGAGAGACUGUCUCAUAGCGGGAGACACCUGUUCCAGUGAUGAGACGUGCAGCCCGCGUCUCCGGACCCUGCGUCAGUGUGUCGCCGGUAACGGCAGCAUGAAACUCGGCCCCGGGGCCCGCAGUCAGUGUGCAAACGCCGUCUCUGCCCUGCUGUCCAGUCCUCUGCACGGCUGCCAGUGCAAACGAGGCAUGAAGAGAGAGAAAAACUGUCUCAGCAUAUACUGGAGUCUCCACCAGUCUGGGAUGCAUGGGCUAAACCUGGUAGAGAACUAUCCGUAUGAAGCGAUCGAGAAAGGCUAUGACUUCGUCCGUCUGGCCUCCAUCACUGCAGAUUCUGAGCUCGGCAUGACAGCAGUGAACCGCUGCCUGGACGCAGCCAAAGCUUGCAACGUCGAUGAUGUGUGCCAGAAACUGCGCACAGAGUACGUGUCAACAUGCAUUAAGCCCUCCACCAAGUCGGGUUUGUGUAACCGAUCGAGGUGCAACAAGGCCUUGCGGCGGUUCUUCGACCGUGUGCCUCCGGAGUACACCCACGAGCUGCUGUUCUGCCCUUGCAGCGACAUGGCCUGCUCAGAGAGACGACGACAGACCAUCGUGCCCAGCUGCUCCUAUGAGGGAGAAGAUAAACCCAGCUGUCUUUCCCAGAUGAGGAUCUGUAAGGCUGACUAUGUUUGCAGGUCCCGUUUGGCCCAGUUUCAGUACGACUGCCAGCCAGAAGAGCAGUCUGCCAUCGGCUGCAAACAGAGAAACUACGCCGCAUGUCUUAUUGCUUACACUGGACUGAUAGGAAGCCCGAUUACACCAAACUAUGUGGACAACUCCACAUCCAACGUGUCUCCCUGGUGCUUGUGUUCAGCAAGCGGGAAUCUGAAAGAUCAGUGCACCGAGUUCCUGGAGUAUUUCACCAACAACGUCUGUCUCAAGAACGCUCUCCUGACGUUUGGGAAUGGAAUGGACUUGACGCCCACUCCCACCCGACUGCCACGGUUCAUCCCUGUGACAGACCGAGGGCCACGGAGGACGACUGUGUUUGUGACCAUGGAGACAGAACAGAACGCUCUGAGCCCAGCCAAACCCACGCAGGACUCUGCGAAGGUGAGGCUUUGGUCUGACUCCACCGCAUCCUUCGACACACAGCAGAACUCGUCUUGUGCGUUUGCCGCGGCAUCGCUGCCUGUCUGGAUUUAUGUAUUUCUCAGCUUCUUACUUCACUGUGAUCAGUAAACAGAGUCAAGACUUUCGGGACAUCUAUUCUGACAUGCUCGUGAUUUUGGACCAACAGGAACCUGUUCAGCUCCAGAGCUGUGGAAACUAUCCUCGCUGGCCUCAUUUCUCUAACAUUGAAUUCAUCAUGUUAUCUCUGUUUCCGUGGAAGAACCAGUUAAACCUACAGAAUCUGAAAGCACUUUUCUAUGAAUGAAUGUGGCUAGUCAAACACAAAGGCCAGCGGGAAACCUACCUGUAAAUAUGUACAUAGCAUCACACAGAGUCAAUAUGAAACUGUGCUGUUCAUUGAGAGUUUCAGUCUAAAAUCAUAUUUUUGUGGGGUGGGGAUUCAAAAGACUAAAAGUUUCUGAAAGCCAAAUAACCUUCUAGCACUCCAAAAUCAAUUCCUGAUUAAAUGUGGAGAGAAAUUUUUAUUUUAUAGUUCCUCAUGCAUCAGUUCAACCGUUUGGAGAUCCCCUUGAGGAAACGACGAUUUAAUAUCAUUCUGUUCAACUUGACUGAAUAGAAGACGAAGGCUAUUUCUGAUCAAUAAUAGAGGGGUAAGGCUUUGGAUGGAAGUAAACAGUACUCUUCCCAGAGCUCAUAAUGUGCUAUUGGGACAUAAGCUACUUCAUUUAAGGGAUCUUGGAGACUCAACAUUGUUGUGGCAUCGCCACAGCUGAUUCCUGGUCCAGUACUGUGUCUUUAUGUAUAAUACGAUGUAUUUAUGAGGAGUCCUUGUGGUUUUGAUCAUGAAUAUGAGGGCUGGUGUUGUGGGAAUGGAGUAAGGGAGGUGUUUCCCGCUCCAGCCGCUGCUAAGAAAGCCCUUGAUAUUUCUAAAGGAAGGCUGGGAAUCUCAUUAUGGAACAUUCUUUGGUUUGUCAUAUGGCACUAAUAAAAGAUGCUGGUUCAUUUAAA